Molecule: messenger RNA, 1977 nt
Organism: Haliotis rubra (blacklip abalone)
Lineage: Eukaryota; Metazoa; Mollusca; Gastropoda; Lepetellida; Haliotidae
Exons: 6
Coding region: 106-576 (156 amino acids)
Source: RefSeq, a predicted model, not a curated record
GGUAUAACUACCCUGUUUUGGGAUGCGCUGAGGUAGCUACUCAUUAACAAUUGGAGUUUUUAACAUUAGCUGAUCAAGGAUCUGAAGAUUCGACAAGAAAGAAAAAUGGCUAAAUCGGUGUCGAGCUAUGAGCCUUUGGAUGAGGGUGAGGUGACCAAGACCGAGGCAAAGGAUGUGUUUCUCAACGUGAUCAGCACCCUUGGGAUAUUGUUGUUUGCGGGGAUGAUAGUUGUCGCUGUGAUAUUCUUCAACGAGUGUCCGACCCAACCCUACCUCUCCAUAUACAUGAUCGUCCAGGGAUCUGUGUCCAUCACCAUGCCCAUCCUGUUCCUCGUCAAGUACAGGAUGGGCGUUGGCAUCAAGCGGAUCAACUUUCUCACCUAUGUCGUUACUGUCGCCGUCCUUUCCUUCGGCUGGUUCUGCGCAGGUACCUACUGGCUGAUGUCGGCGGGAUGUCCCCAGGCCUUCUUGUACAGGGCAGCCAUUGGGUUCCUGGUGCCAGUGUGGAUUAUCGCCCUAACCUGUAUUAUUGCCUUUAUAUGGGCAUGCUGUAGAAAAGAAGAACAUUCUCCUUAAAGUCAUCACUUUAAACUCUCAACUGUUGCAGUUAUGCGUUUAAUAGCCUUUGUAUUUGAGACGAUGGGACAUUAUUGAAUGUAUAUUGGUGUGAUGGACAUCCUAAAACGCCCAGUCAUUACUUUGGCUGGUACGAAGUUAUUAGCUGCAUGUGUUCCAAACAUGCAUUUAUUACCUAGACAAUUGUGUUUGCUUUAAAAAUCAAUACAAUUUCAUGUCCAUACGGCGUCCCGUUAUAGUUCUAUAAAGUGUCAUAUGUUGUAUAACAAGCCUGCACAGGUUUAUGUACCAUACAGAAAUGAUCCCAAUGUUAGUGGUGUGUACACAUAUUGCUCAUCAGCAAUUCUGAACGUUAUUUAAACUGCAUUAGUUCAUGUGUUAAUGCCACUCAAAGUGAUCACUGAACAUACUAGGGCAUGUUUUUAUGAUAGAUGAUAAUGCUGCUUAUGUAUGUUUUAGCAUUCCCUUUCUUGAUUCAAGCUGUAUUAAAGUGUUAAUAUUAAAUAAAUUACGUAUUUUUACACCCGAAACUAUUUGAGCUCCACUGAACAGAGUUAUAUUUUGUCAUUCCCUUCUUGAUUCAAGCUGUAUUAAAGUGUUAAUAUUAAAUAAAUUACGUAUUUUUACACCCGGAACUAUUUGAGCUCCACUGAACAGACUUAUGUUUUGGCAUUCCCUUCUUGAUUAAAGCUGUAUUAAAGUGUUAAUAUUAAAUAAAUUACGUAUUUUUACACCCGGAACUAUUUGAGCUCCACUGAAUAGACUCAGUUAUUCAGCAUUAUUCUCUUUUGAGCACUUAUCUUUGUAAAUAUACUUGUCAUGUACUGAUACUGAGAACAACGGCAAGGGCGUACUGAGGUCUAACAAGUAAUGUUUUAUUUGAUACUGCUUUACAGGCGUUAACGAACAUUGGACUUUCAUUUGGUUUGGUUCGCUGUUUUACGCUACACUCAGCAGUAUAUCAUGUAUAUGGCGGUAGUCUGUAAAUGAUAGAGUCUGGACCAGACAGUCCAGUGAUCAACUGCAUGAGCAUCAAUAUACGCAACUGGGAUACGAUGACGUGUCAACCAAGACAGCGAGCCUGACCACCCGAUCCCGUUGGUAGCCUCAUAGACCAUGCAUGAGUUAUUUAAGGCCAACUCUAACCCAUAUCUUCACGGGUGCACCUGACUUUGAUGUUCUUAUAGCUGUACAUAUGUUCAUGUCUAAAGACUUGAUCUUUAUUUCGUUCAAUGUCUGUUAUUCAGUCUGGCCUUUACUACUUACCUGUCUUAUUGUGCAUAUGUUUGUUAUUGAAUGUUAAUACCAUUAUAGUGAAGUUUAAAUGACAAUCUAAGGUUAGGAAGCAGUGGACCUUCCUUUCAUUGAUGUAACAAUGUCGGAGUAAAGGUAAUGAACUGU